Molecule: messenger RNA, 6447 nt
Organism: Trichobilharzia szidati
Lineage: Eukaryota; Metazoa; Platyhelminthes; Trematoda; Strigeidida; Schistosomatidae
Source: the annotation of a GenBank genome assembly
AUCAAAGUGUUAAUGUUCAUUCACUUGUCGAAAUUACGCAUAGGUAGUUUUUACAAACUGUUCAAACUGAAGAUGUUUUUCAUCAGUCAAGUUUGGAAAUAUGCCUACAUAUUAUAUCUAUAUAUAUCUAUGACAUUAUUCAGCGAUGACAGUGAUGAGUAAAAUUAUAUUGUUGAUUAAUUUGGUCCAAGUUGGAGAUAUUUUAUUUAUUUUGCUUUGGAAUCUACAUACUGGUCAGUCACUGGGAGUAUAUAUAUAAUUGUUUCCCUGCAAGUCGCAACCAACUUGUAGCAAAAUUGGUGUGACAUACCGUCUGUCGGAGAAACUGAAUCUGCACUUAUAAUUUCCUGAACGAUAAAGAUCUUAAUGCAUUGCAUCACUUCAGUCCUAUCAAAUCCUUCUAAACAAACAACAGAAUCGCAUCAGAUGACAAGGAAAAGUCUGUCUCCAUCAUCCCCUCUUACUCAAGUAUCGGAAGAACUGUUCCACUCAUCAAUGCUCACACGUUCAAUGGUCCACUCCUCGCCCACUUCAUUUGUGUCGUCAUCCCAUCCAUCCCAAUCAACUGGACUCGGCGUCAAUUCAACAAAGCCGCUCACCUCAAAUUUGAACACCAAUGUGACUAAUAAUUCAUCAGGACAUUUACCAUAUGAUCCUUUUAAAUGCAAAGUCAACCUGCCACUUCAAGAUGGUGAUUCUCGUGGUAUUUAUGAUACUUCUGCAUUAGUGAACAGUCAAAAUUUACUAUCCAGUUUGCCGUCAGUUUGUUUCGGUAUAUCGAAUGAUUCUUUAUUAAAUCAAAUAGCAAAUGGACAAGCAGCUAACCUUCUGUCUAUGUCAACACCAUUUCCCAGUGAGAUAUGCCUUAACAAAUUUCCAGACAGUCUAGUUCGCAAUUGGACUGAAGGUUUCACAGCUACAAACACUCAAAUAAAUAAUCCUCCGAUAAACACUUCUCAGAGCAUAAAUAUGUUAACCGAUAUGAGUGUCAGCAGUGCUGCUUUGUCCUUGAAAUGUCAAUCUUCCGAUAUACCGCUUAGCAUUAACGAUACAACUUUAGAAUCUCCUGAUAAUCUAGUCGUGUAUGGAUCAAUUUCUGACAAUAGUAACAAUCAUUACAGUCUGGAAAAGUCGAAGACAACUCUCUCGGAUACUGAAAGUAUGCAGAAUAACAAUUUCUCUGUUAUAAGUACAACUGCCUAUCAAAAUUCCUGUCUCGAGUCAAACAAAUCCCGAAUAAGCAGUCAUCAUACUACUGGAGGCGGCGGCAGUAUAACUCAGAAUAGUACAACGAGAAAAAGUGAUGAAGAUUUUUGUGACCUGUGUCAAAAACACUUUUGUAAUAAAUAUUACUUACGUAAGCAUAAGAUAGAUGUUCAUGGGAUACACACUGAACCAUAUUCACACAGUCGUCGACGUGCUGGGGAAACACAAAUCGCGGUCAAUACAAAUCAUACAAAAAGCAUUAACUUGUCUGUUAGCAAUAUCGGUGUCAGUACUGCAACAAUAUCUAAUGCCAGUGUUAUUACUCCACCGCUUAUCGGCAAUAACAGUAAUAACAGUGUUAUGCUUAACGGUGACAGUCUAAAGACGAGAGAUAAAUCUAAAGGACUUGAUUUUUCAGUAGAUUAUGACAAAUGCAAACUGAAUGACUUUCAGUGUGAUUCGUUUAAGCCGCAUUCACCAACGAAAUUUGAAUUCAGUAAUAAAUCACUGUCCAGCAUUUAUGAUUAUAUGAACUGUGGAAGUAAUUUACUGAAUGAAAACAUUAUCGGCAGUGGGAGUAAUCAGUGGAAGAAAAAUUGUAUAAGCACUACUAAUAUAAAUACACUCAGUAGUAUAAAAAACACUGAUAAUAAUAAUGGUGUUGUUGGUCAAGCUCCUCAUCCAUCAGAACUCAACCUUAGCCUGAUCAACAGUACAAACAGCACAUGCCUAUCACCCAGUUUCGAUGUGAAUACUACUACUAUUAAUACUACUAACAAGUACAAUGUGAGUAGUGAAGCCAUGUUGAACAUAAACGAUCAGUGCUCGAUAAAUUCGUCGGUAUUGGAGACGAAAAACUUAAAUCCAUUACUAUCAGCACAUCACUACUAUAUGAUGGCGUUGGCGGCAAAUUUUUCAUCUUCUACAGCCAACCUGCUUAACGGAUCAGAAAUGAUGAUGAUGAAAUCAAGUUUGACGACGAAUAAAUUCACCUCAAAUCUGGACAUUCCUUUCUUGCCUAUACCAGCUUCACUUGAUAUGAACAAUAUUGCUUUGCAAGAGGCUCAGUGUGAUCAAUGUCAUAAGGUAUUUUGUAAUGAAUACUUUCUUCAAUUGCACCGUCUAAGUCAUCAAAGUAAUUCAGAUGGAUCAUUAACGAGAUCUGAUGAAAGAAAUUUUGAUGCUUGCGAAGAUAUGACUACUGAAAUUAAGGAGAUCAGUAAUAUCGGUAGGAAAACUACCCAACAGUGUGAUAAUGAAAAAUCGGAGAUGGACACUGAGAAUGACAUUGGUCUUGAUUUCAAUUUACGAAAACGUGAUCGCGAAGAAACAGACGACGAAAAUGACAGUCAUCUAUUUCCAUCGAAUAAAUUUGCCAUUAGCGACAUGAAUAUGAGUUAUUCAAGGAGUUCAGAGUUCAGAAUUAGUGGUGGUCAUUCAUUGGACGCUUUUAAAAACAGUAUGGUCGCUGCAAAAUUGGCUGAUCGUGUGACCUGUGAACUCUGCAAUAAAGAGCUGUGCAAUAAGUACUUCUUAAGAACACAUAAAAUUCGAGUUCACGGUGUAUCACCGAAAGAUGUUGGUGGACCACCGAUGCGAAAUCCACCGGUAAUUGAAAACUCAUCGCUUUCUUAUCCUUUGAAUGAAUCACGGACGACUGGAAACUGUAUAACUACUUCACAGGAGACAAACUCUUCACUGAAUUAUGAUGAUAACUGUAAAACAGAUCCAGCAUUUUGUGAAGAUAUAAUGAAUUCCUUCAGCUCUGCCUACUCUACACUCGGUAUGGUAAAUCAAUUUCUUCCAUUCGCCUACUGGCCAUUAUUUGCUGCUAAUCAAUUUGUAUCCGAAAAAGCGGUUAACUGUCAAAUGGACAAGACACUACUACCUGGUCUAGACAGUGUGGCCACAUGGAACAGUUUAAAUAAUCCUAUGUCAAGUGAUAUGUACAAUCGAACAGAAAGUACGCAGAAUUUAGCACUACCGGAAAUUCCCUCUGCUGUAGCAUUGAUUUCUUGUCCAUUGUGUGAUAUGCCAAUUGGACCACGUUUAUUCUUGCCUACACACUUGAACAGUGUGCAUAAACUGUGUCCAACUGAUCCAGAUUUCUUUAUGAAUAUGUUACGCGCGAAACCAAUGACAAAAGCAGAGCUGAUAACUGACGGAAAAAUCAGUAAUUACUGGUCUACAAUAUUUCCUAGUCUCGAGAACAAACAAUUAGGCAGUAAUAAUGAUAAUAAUAAUAAUAGUAAUAAUUUGCAAUUGAAGUCAGCAAGUGAUACAUUUCAAAAGGAUCUUGAUGUACAUCAUCAGCCGAGUAAUAAUGACAUGGGCAAUGGAAGGAAUUCACCGUCUGAUAAAAGUGAAGAUGUUCUCAAUAUGAAUACAUUUGGUGACAAUUUAAUUAUCAAAGAAUUACAACCAUUUGUUCAAAAAACGGAGAUUCCGUCAAUAUCCACUCAGUCAGUCAUAUCUUCCGGAACACCGUCUAUGAAAACUUCAGAUGAUGCAUUGCAGGUGUGUACAGCACUGAGUAGUGAUUGUAAAACUGAAAUGCCUACAACAGAAUCUCAGCUCCCUUCUAACUUUCUUACAUCCAAUCCCCUUGUGUCUACGACAAAUUUGAUGCCAUUUUUUCCACUUAAUCUGACAAAAACUGCAGAAGAAGCAUUGAGUGAUAAUCUCGAUGCAGGAAUGAACCAGUCAUCUCAGUCAUCUGCGUGUGGUAAUGCUGACUCUAAGAGUCAACCGUCAAUUGCUUCUGCAGCUGCUGCUGCUGCUGUCUUUUCUGGUCUCCCGUUUAAUCCAGUUGCUGCAGCUAAUGCAACUAAUUGUGCUCGACCCUGGAAUGCUAUGUCGCAUUUAUCUACAACCAGUGAUUCAAGUAACUAUUCUACAUUAAAUCAACCGAACUGUGCAAUUUCACCGACUAAUUCAACGGGAGUUGCUUCAAGUUCACUUGGUCAUACAGGUGUACCACGAAAAUCACCUAAUCAGAUGCGUGUCCUAUGUGAUAUAUGCAAUAAAUGGAUAUGUAAUAAAUAUUUUUUGAGAACUCAUAAAGCCAAUAAACACGGCAUAACAGACUUAAGUCUUGGUUCUUUGGAGAAUUAUCGACCUGGACUUGGAAAGUCAACUUCUGGCAUAAAAUCGCAUAUGCACACUUCGUUCCGUAAGGCUUCCAACCAGUGUGUCAGGGAUUCCCCUCACACGGACGAUAACGAUUUUAUUAACUGUUCUAAUCUACUUCAAACGUCCAGUUUACAUCCAGUGCUGACGACUCCGUGUGAAUCACAACAAUCUUUGAAAAGUGUGCCAUCUUUACAGGAAUGUCAAACUCACAACUCAGAACAGAAACCAGUGAUUAUUGAUAAUCCUUCAGAAAAUUCACCUCCAGUAUGUCUAUCUGAAUGCAAUGAUAUUUCAGGAAUAAAUGGUUCACUUCCUCUAACAUUCCAGCCCACUGUUCCUCCGAAUUUACCUUGGCUUGGAUAUGGCUUUCCUAACCAAUCAUCAUCUUCUAUCGGGUCGUAUACAGCACUAAGUUAUCCAAGCAUGAUUCCAUUCCCACUCCUUCCAAACUCAGAUAUCCAUUCAUAUUCAUCGCAAACAGAAAUUACUGGAAAGUUGGCGACAAGUGAUUUGGCUUUAUGUACUACUGAUUCAGAAAUGCAAAACGAAGAGGACAAGGAUCCAUUAAACUUGAGUUUAAAAGUAUCGGAAGAUAAUUUGAAUAAGUCCGAUGAACAGGGCAGUUAUUGUGCAACAACAACAACAACAACGGCAGCAGCAGCAACACCACCACCACCAACAACAACAGCAAUGACUACAACUCAUAGUAGUACUGCUUUCAAUAUACAAGAAACAAUGACAAACAACCCAAUGGAUUGCGUGAAACGAGGACAUGCGAAGAAAUACUUUAAAAAUUACUGUUUCAUUUCCUAUCGCAUUAAUCGUGCACGUAAAAUGAUACAUUACAAAUUGAAUAAACGCUUAUUAUGCUUACAGAUGAAAAGAAAGCAGCAUAUUCAAGAUGUCAGAGGAAAAUUUUUUACAAAGCGUAAAACUAUCCUUGAUAAACGUUGUGAGCAAAAAGCCAACUGGUCAAAAAAUCAAUCAAAGAUAUCGGAGUGUCAGGCCGAUAGGACAAUUAUUACUCCUCGUCAUUCUGUGAACAUUAUGACAAAAUCAUACAAUUUACACCACCGGCAAAAACAAAUGCAGAGAAAGGUGAAACAACGGUCAAUGAAACAACGUAAUGCAGUUAAUAAAUUUCUCGGAGAGGACUCUUCUUCUAUUUCUAAUACUGCCUCCCUCCAUGUGAAUGAUAUCAAUAUACUUCCUCCUAUGAAUAAUGAAAUCCAGUAUAUCUCAGAAAAUCAGAAGAACAAUGAUUCACUUACAAAUGGUGGAAAGCUUUUUACACCGGCAAUUAAAUCCCCUGGAUCUAUCCUCCCAACUCAGAUAUUCUGCCCUUUAUGCUUAGAUGGAGAAGCUUUUACUCAGCCGAGUGAAUUUAUGCUCCAUUUAAAACAGAAACAUCCAGUUUCUGAGUGUGAAUCAGUUAUGAAUUUGUUUAAAACACAACUGGAACUAUACAACUCUCAGAAUCUUAUCUUUCAAAUAAACAAUCUAGCCGCAUCAAACGGUAGCUUGAAGUCUGCACCACUAAAUACAUGCAAUAAUGUGUUCGCACUAUCACCAAAUAAUAUGCUGGCUGUAUCGUCAUCAUCUAUGGGGAAUACAGAGUCUGUAAAUACUACUUCAUGGCCUGAAACUCAAAAUGAAAUCAUCUACGGCAUCCAACCAAAUAAUAAUAACAAUAAUAAUAAUAGUAAUCAGAAUAAAUCAUUAAAUUCACUGGCUUUUACUGAACCUAUGGAAACAACUCCUCCUACUUGUUGUUAUCCGGCGUCAAUUGUUUCUCAGUCAUCGGUGAUCCUGUCAUCGUCGCCAUCACCAUCAUCAUUACCAAUGUGUUCUUCUAUUGCUUCAUCGAUUUCUAACCCAAUUAUGCCUACUUCUCGAUCGCUUGGAAGACCUUUAUUCAUGCCAGUCAAUUCGUUUACAAAAACUCUUUCAACCAUAUAACUAAAUCAACAGCAAGGCCAAAAAUGAAAUCUAACAAUGGGAAUGAGUAACUUGCACGUCUUGACGCGCAGAACAUAAUUUCAGUGUGUAUGCAGGAGUGAUCCUAAUCACUGAUUCUUAUCUACAAUAACAAUAGAGUGGUACACCUUU